UCUAGCCCCCCUGAAACCUCGCGAAGUUUCCGACUGCGCUGAAUUUUGGUGGGCAGGCAGGCUGGCAGGCAGGAAAACAGGCGCUGAGCGGAGGAAGCAGGCAGAGAGAGCCGUGUAGAGGCGAGUCCAAGAAAGGUGGAGACUCCGUCUCCUGGCUAACUUCCUGCACUGUAAUAUUCAAGACAGAGUACUCAGGAGGACUGGACCGCUUGCUGGGAGUAGGACGGAUGGAUUUAAGGCUCGUUUAGCUUGUUUUUCGGCGGUAAUUCGACGCACCUCCUCUCCUCUGUGGCUGGUCGCUCCUACCCACCUGGACAGUAGCGCGUGAGCUGUGAGGAAGAUUCCCAACAUUUGAUUCUGCGGGGCGUUCCGAGAAACAGGAAUGGAGGUCUUAGCGGAGUACGAAUACGACGCGCUCCACGACGACGAGCUGACCCUGCGGCCGGGUGACAUCAUCAAGAAUGUGCGCUACAUCGAGGAGGAGGGCUGGAUGGAGGGGGAGCUCAACGGGAGGAGAGGGGUCUUCCCAGACAACUUUGUUAAGGAGCUGAAAAAGGAUCCCAAAGAGGUCAAGGAAACCAGAAAUGAGCCAAAGGAGGAGCCCGGCCAGCCUCAGGGCAGAGAGAGCAGCGUGGCCAACCUGGUCAAGAGGAUAAGCGUCAUCGGCAUCCCCACCGGGGGAUUCCAGCCCAUGCCCCCCGCAGCAUCAAAGAAGCCGAAGAGGAGGCAGUGCAAGGUACUGUUUGAUUAUCAGCCGGUAAACGAAGAUGAACUGGAGCUGAAAGUCGGAGACGUCGUCGACAUCCUAGAAGAGGUUGAGGAGGGCUGGUGGAGCGGCAGUCUCAACGGCAAAUCCGGAUUGUUUCCAUCCAACUUCGUCAAAGAGCUGGAGGCUGCAGGAGAGGAGGCAGAAGCCAACGACACGGCGGCUGACAAACCUGACGGAAGUGGAACAGAACCACCUGCCACUCCCACAUCUCCUCAGCCGGACUCGGGAAACGGAGCCACCCAUCAGCCCAGACGGAUCAUAGGCGUUGGCUUCGGAAACAUUUUCAGAGACGGUCCGGUGAAACUAAGAAUGCAGUCCAACUCCAUCACAGAGGACAGGAAAGUCAAAGACCAAGAGAAAGACAAAGCUGGUCCGGCUCAGCCAGUCCCAUCAUUACCAUCAGCCGCAAAGCCUGCCCAUCCCAACAUGACUGACUCCCAGAGGGUGGAAGUAGACGGCAAGCACAAAGCUCCCUCGGCGAAGGAGUUCUGUAAAGUCAAGUAUGCUUACGAGGGCAAGAACGAGGACGAGCUGAGCCUCAAGGAAGGAGAGAUGGUCCACAUCCUGAGCAAGGACACGGGUGAACCUGGGUGGUGGAGGGGGGAGGUCGGAGGCAGAGAUGGGGUCUUCCCUAACAACUUUGUUACAAUCGUUCCUGAAGCAGAGAAGGAGGCACCACCACCAAGGGGAUCUCUGAAAUCACUGGCUAAGCCAGAGGUGGAGGAGAAACUGCCGAGGAAACCGCCUCCACUGGCCUCCAAGCCAGAACCCCCGGCCGUGGAGAGGAAGUCUAUCAACUUCAGGCCAGAUGAGCGAGGUGACAAGCACACUCCAGAGCCGAAACUCUAUAAACCUCCUGCACCAACCCCACCCAAGAAGCCGGUCCCCAUUCCACCCAAGAAGCCAGAAAAGCCCGUCGGUCCCUCAUUAAGUAUCAAGCACAACGGAGAGGUGCCUUCUCCACGACCAAAGUUGGAUUUAGAGUCACCUUCUAUACGACCAAAGUCAGAAUUUGAGGCGCCUUCUCCACGACCAAAGUUGGAUUUAGAGCCAGUAUUGACAACUAAACCCAAAACGCAGCCUGGAGAAAGGGGUGACAAGCCUGCUGAUGCAGAAGAUCUGAUGAGUUUUGAUGAAUUGUCGUCUGCGUCGGAGAAGCUCUCCCACCUAACCACUUCCAGACCAAAGGUAACUGGCAGGAGGCUCCCUGGACAGUUUGCUGGAGGACAGUCGCCUACGAAGGAAGUGAGUGCUGAGAAAGUCUUCAAGGUCGAUGAGGAGGAAAGUGCCAAACCCAAGCCAACAGAACACAAAAAGCCUUCCAACCAGUCUCCGCCACUCUACCGGCCCGGUUUCGCUGAACCCAAGCCGGGCCCUGCCGCCACUGCCAGCUUGGACGUCAGCAUCUCCCAGAACAGCAGAGCCCACCCGGAGCUGGUGGAGCAGAGCGCCCAGCAGGACGAGCUGAAAAGCCAAAUAAAAGACCUGCUGCUCUCUGUGGAGCUCCUCAAAGCCCAGCAAAUGAAAGAAAUCACAGAGCUGCGGCGAGACCUGGAUGAGGAGCGAGUGAAACGCGUGGCCCUGCAGAUCGAGGUAGAGAACCUAAAGAAGGCCAUCCAGUCAACGUGAAGCGUUGUGUCCCAUCAACA
This is a messenger RNA of Xiphophorus hellerii (green swordtail), 2418 nucleotides long. It is a transcript of the gene cd2ap, whose product is annotated as CD2-associated protein. The transcript has 19 exons. Gene Ontology annotation, cellular component: cell leading edge; vesicle; cytoplasm. Gene Ontology annotation, biological process: cell migration; actin filament organization. The record is from RefSeq and is a predicted model, not a curated record. NCBI's taxonomy places the organism in Eukaryota, Metazoa, Chordata, Actinopteri, Cyprinodontiformes, Poeciliidae. Gene Ontology annotation, molecular function: protein binding. Bases 383 to 2398 code for a protein of 671 amino acids.